GCCAGAGAGUCACAACACGACCAUCUUUCUCCUCUGCUUCUCUCAGACAAACGGACACACACACUCUCUCAGGCUCAGCAGAUGGAGAUGAAUCAUCCUUCGUCGCGUUACAGUUACGAACCAGUGUUGCGAUGGGAUCCUGAAGUUGAAGACUACUUCAAUAAAGCUUACGGACCUGACCACUUUGCUCGAAUUUCAAAGGCUCUCACGCGUCCAUCUUGCUACUCCUGCAUUCGGGUGAACACAGUUAAAACCACAAGCGACGCGGUUAUUGAGAAGCUUACGAAUCUCUUAAACGAAUCCGAGGAUGGGUUGAAGCUAGUGCAGUCCGAUGGGAGCAGUCCCAUCUCCAAGUGUCAGAUUCCUGGUUUGGAAUACGUUGUUUUCGUCAAUGGUUCAGGCCCACAUAGAAUUGACUAUGGCUCUAGCCCUGAAACCCCUCCCAAGGAGGUACUUGUGAGCAGGAAGUGUGCUGAAGCAGUCCUCAGAGGAGCCCAGGUCUAUGUCCCAGGUGUACUGGCUUGCACUGCUCAUGUUGAGAAAGGAGAUGCAGUUGCCGUCUGUGUUGCUAUGGAACAACCUAAUGAUGAAGGUGACUGGAGUGUUAAUAUGACUCGUGGCACCACCCUUCAGGGUCAACCCACAGAUCCUUUCUACUGUGAACGCAGUGGACUAUAUAUUGGCAUGGGAACAGCUAUGUUGUCAAGGGCUGGCAUGUUUCGUGUUUCUCAUGGAGUUGCGGUUGAUUUGAACAACAGAGUUUUCAGAUUGCCUUCUUUUCAUAAUGUCCUGGAGGGAGAAAUAUUUCUUCAAAACCUGCCAAGUAUUGUUGCUGCUAAUGCUCUUGAUCCUCAGAAAGGGGAGAGAAUACUAGAUAUGUGUGCAGCACCGGGAGGGAAGACUACUGCAAUAGCUAUACUUAUGAAUGAUGAAGGAGAGAUAGUGGCAGCAGAUAGAUCUCAUAACAAAGUGCUGGAUGUCCAGAGAUUGUCUGCUGAGAUGGGCUUAACUUGCAUAACAACAUGUAAAUUGGAUGCGCUAAAAUCUGUUUGUCUUCCGAGCACACUCAGUGAUUCAACAACAUCAGUUAACGGUGAAAACAGUGGUUCUAUGAUCAGCCAUUCUGAAUUAUCAUCAAAAGAGGAAAUAGCAUCUGAUGCUUCUAGAACAUCUGAGGCUGAAAACUCGGGCGAGAAAAAUGAGAGCACUAAACAGCGAAAUGGAGGGGAUAACGUUAGCCAAUCUGAAAUCAGGAAGAAUAAGGGAAGGCUGAAAAAUGGUCGCGGAAGGACUCAAAGCCAAGGUGGAAGGGCUGGAAAAUCAAAAGGUUUCCCGCCUAAUAGUUUUGAUAGGGUCCUUUUAGAUGCUCCUUGUUCUGCUCUUGGCUUGAGACCUCGUCUUUUCGCUGGGCUGGAGACUGUAAUAUCUUUGAGAAACCACGGAAGGUACCAGCGUAAAAUGUUUGACCAGGCUGUUCAAUUGGUUCGCGUUGGUGGAGUUCUCGUAUACUCAACAUGCACAAUUAACCCUAGUGAGAAUGAGGCGGUGGUUCGCUAUGCUCUAGAUAAAUACAAAUUCCUUUCCUUAGCACCACAGCAUCCUAGGAUUGGAGGCCCUGGUCUAGUUGGCCGAUGUGAAUUUCCCGACGGAUAUGUCGAGGAGUGGUUAAAACCAGGUGAAGAAGAAAUGGUUCAGAAGUUCGACCCGUCAUCUGAGCUCGAUACCAUCGGUUUCUUCAUAGCUAAGUUCAGCGUUGGCCCCAAAGAUUAAGAUAUCCAGAAUACUGAUUCCUGAUCCAAAGACAUUUCCACACAAAAGACAAUGGUGGUUUGUAUUGAUCUCGAUUUCUAAAAAUGAUAAUAGUAUUUGUAACAACAUACAAAGUUUUACACAUGAUUACAACAAUCCCUUUAGUUGGUUCCUU
Raphanus sativus (radish) is the source of this 1924-nucleotide messenger RNA. Its product is annotated as rRNA (cytosine-C(5))-methyltransferase NOP2C. Lineage: Eukaryota; Viridiplantae; Streptophyta; Magnoliopsida; Brassicales; Brassicaceae. The record is from RefSeq and is a predicted model, not a curated record. Gene Ontology annotation, molecular function: methyltransferase activity; RNA binding. The coding region runs from base 82 to 1770 and encodes 562 amino acids. Gene Ontology annotation, biological process: RNA methylation. The transcript has 12 exons.